Molecule: messenger RNA, 1842 nt
Organism: Giardia duodenalis
Lineage: Eukaryota; Fornicata; Diplomonadida; Hexamitidae
Exons: 1
Coding region: 1-1842 (613 amino acids)
Source: RefSeq, a predicted model, not a curated record
AUGCAAGCUGCUACAGUGUAUUAUGAUGUAGCUACGCAAGAGCUCGCAGUCACUACCUACUGCACCCCGUCCUCUCUGAGUACGACUGAAGUAGUUCUAGAUUUGUGCAAUCUGAAACCGCCCAUCUCCUCCCCAGGCAACUUGAUAUCACUUUGGAAAGAGACUGUUCUAGUUGUUUCGCAAAGAGAUGACAUGCUUUGGAUUGUCGAUAUUAGCACACGAAAGGUUACUGCACAGUUUCAAGCCAACUUCACAUGCUUUGCUACGGCACACUACGUUGUUUCCGGGCUUGUCGAUAUGCACUUUUUUGCUACUACUCCACUCGUCCGUUGCCACGGUUGCGCAGAGGGAGCAAGUCGAACACUGGUUACUGCAUUUCUCACCAGGAAAGAUAUAGUAUUGAUCGAGUUCUCUGGCAGGACAAACAGCUUCAAACCGCUUCUUACUAUGCCCAUUGAAAAGGAAGUAGAUGAGACGCUGGAGCCAUUCUUAUCUAUUACGGCUCAACACGUAGCUACUCUUUGUAACUACUCACCAAUGAACGAGUCUUUAGCAAGUACAUCUGUAACUCAAUCCCACUCCUACGGGGUUGUUUAUUUGCAUUAUUUAGGCGAGGUAACAAACAGUCCGGCGCGAAUUCCCGUUCCAGGCACAGUUCUAUCAGUUAUAUUAGAAGAAGACAAUGGUACAGACACACUAAUUAUUCAAUUCAAAACAGACAAUGAGCUCGAAACAGCUGAGUAUGCUGCACAACCCCUGUCUAAUCUGUGGGUUCCAGUUAAGUCUGAAAAAACAAAGUAUUAUCUAACGGAAAGGUUAGGUGCUAGGGUCUACCAAUACAGCACAAAAGAUACCAGCCCCGAUGUCGUUCAAUGCACACGGCCAAAUCUUCCUUGCAUCAGUCUCGUCGAACUGUCCAAAAACUGUGCACUCGCAUAUAGAAAUGGAGUUUUUGUGGGUGCUGAUGCACGUAGUCUCUGCGUAUUUGUUGGAAGCGCCUUUGUGAAGCAAACGAUAGCCAAAGUGACUGGAGUGACUGGAACAGAUGAACUGGAAUUCCUCCGGUGCGCGUUGACAGACACAUUUCAAGCAGUAGUGUGUGCAAAAGUAGCAUCUGGAGUUCACAUCUUCGUAGUGCGAAAGUCUAGGGGAAAGCACCCUUAUCGUGUAGUUGUUCCCGGAAAGCAGUUCAAGUCUUUGUCCACUUCCAAGAAUGCUAUCUGGGUACCUAUUGAAUGUAAGCUACUGGCUAUAGAAAAGACGCAUGCAUACUGCCUGAUUCUUUCAAAGGAUACAUGCACUAUGUUAGCCACUCAGGAUGACGGAGAUAUCGAGAUCUGUCUUACUGUCGGUUCGUGUUCCACCUCUCUGCCGUUUGCUGUAAGGGAUAGGGCAGCUUGUCUAAAAGAUUGCUUAAGAAUGCAACCAAAAGUAGCAACUAUUCACCAGUAUUUAUGCGAGCUACACAGUCAACAGUCGUCAAAUGAUCAGCAAAGGAUGCUCACCAUAGGAGAUGAAGGAGACCUAGAAGUCCAAAAAUUGAUUACACCGACUCCUGGUUCUGAGCUGAUAACCCCAGUUAGAGCUGUGGCCUUUAAUCAAUUAUCAAACAUAUCUGCACACAGCUCUUUGGCUGGACCCGCUUCCAUUAUUGCUAAUGCCAAGAUGUACUCAUGCAUUGCCCCGCAGAUGCCUCCAGCUUCUGAACCUCUGAACAAUGCAACUAAAUCGACUUCCUACCAAUCAACUUCCCUGUGCAUAAUGAUUUUCAUAUUGAUAUCUAUUAGUAUUGUGGUGCUAGUGCAGGUUCGAAAGCUGAUCAACUAUGGUUUGAAUAGUUGA